Molecule: messenger RNA, 2479 nt
Organism: Nelumbo nucifera (sacred lotus)
Lineage: Eukaryota; Viridiplantae; Streptophyta; Magnoliopsida; Proteales; Nelumbonaceae
Source: RefSeq, a predicted model, not a curated record
CCAAAUUCCAUUCCCGCCACUUGAUAGUAAGAAGCGCGCCAUCUCUCUCUCUCUCGCGCCCCCUUUUCUCCCUUCCUCGUCAUACACGGAAGUCGGAACCAAACCAGAAGAAGCGAUGGAGACAAGAUCGACCUCGAAGAAACGGAAGUCCUCGUCCAUGGACUCCUUCACAGGGAUCUUCACUCGGAGCAGGUCCGAGAUCUUCCUCCACCGCAACAGAUCAGGUCGAGCUCGAUCCGAUUCCAAAUGCCGAAAUAACCACAUUGAGGUGGAAUGGCCCAACUGGACUCGGAUAAAUCCUAGACUGUCCAACGAAGAAGCUUUCGAUAACGAAAUUGCUCGUAUUUCCAUCAAGGAUCUUCGGACUAGACGGGUUUUCUCUCCUGCUUCGAUUCCUGUUGAGUGCUAUUCAGACGAAACUGUCGACAGUGAAGAAAUUGAGGAUGCCGAAAAACCCAAGUUGUCUGAUAAUGGAGGGGCUGAGGCGUUGAGUGUGGAGGCUUCACAUAGUGAGCAGAAAAAUGAUCGAGACGGUGAGAUUUCUUGUCGGGGAGAUGCGCCCACGGAAGAUUGUAUUCAGACAACACCUCCGGAUACUGAUGUCUUCUGCAGAUCGGAGGUGGAUGAGACCGAAGGCAACACAAUUGGGUUUGAGAUACAGAGUGCUGAUUGUAGUUCAGAGAACCCAUCAAAUAGAAAGAUUUCUGAUAGAGAUUGUUAUGCUGGUGAAAGGUUUUUCCGGGUCGAGAAGGAUAAAAACAAUCAACCGAACGCUAGGAGUAGAAUGGAGGGACUUGUUCCAUGUUCACGACUGAGGCUAUUUAAGACCCCUAGUUCCUUCAGCUACAGAAGAUUGUUGCCAUUUCUUAUGGAUCUUGCCAAAGAUAAUUCCAAUGCUUUGGAAAUUCAUCCAUGUCAGAAAGUUGAGAAGGCUGAGGAAAGGCUUCUUCCAAUUUCAGUCACUAAAUCUAGGGACAUUCUCUUAAAUGGAACUAAUGCAGAAAAAUUUCCCAUGGAACAUCAUUUUGAUGAUCUGCGUGUUACUCCAACCAUCAAGUCAAGUGAAUCAACUCCAUCUACUGGUUCAUCUGAAGUUGAGCAUUCCAAUUUGGUAUCUAUUCAACAACCCAUUAUUGAACCUCAUUUACAAAUUUCUCCUGAUACCCCUCUUGUUUCACCAGUUUGUGGUUCAAUGAUCAAGAUAACCCCUGAUUCAUACAGUGAAUGUACACCAAAAGUUCAACAGGUGAUACCAGAUGGAUCCAGUAGGUUGGAACCUGGCCAUCAUGCUGUUGAUUCCAUUCAUGAAACAGAUCAAGUGAACAAUUCAUCACAUUCUUCUGUUUGUCCUGAAGCUUCAACAAUAGAUAAAGGUGCCCUAGAAGUCCCUUCUUGCUUGCCUUCUGAAGUUGAAGAUGGCUUUGUAACGCCAUUACCAAACUUAAUUACAGACAUGAAUCCUGUUGCUGCAGUCAGCAUUCAUCAGGAUUCAUCUGGUGUUGGUAAACUGAAGGGGAUUCUCAAGAGAAAUCCACGAGGAUGCAGAGGGCUUUGCACAUGUCUAAAUUGUUCUUCUUUUCGUCUUCAUGCGGAGAGGGCAUUUGAAUUUUCAAGGAAUCAGAUGCAAGAUGCCGAGGAAGUAACUGCAUAUUUGAUGAAAGAACUGUCUUGCCUGAGAAAUCUAUUGGAGAAAUGUAUUGAUGAUUCAAAGGAUCAAGCUGUUCUUCAAGUUAGUCAGGUACAAGAAGCUUGCAGCAAAGCGUCCGAAGCAGAAGGGUUGGCUAAAUGCCAACUAAUGCAAAUGAGACAGGAUCUCAAUAUUCACUGCAGAAUGACAUGCUUGCAGCGACCAAGGGUGAAUUUUGUCAAUUCUUCUGAAGUGAAACCCAGUCAAAGUAUUGGGGCUUUCCAGUCAAAGAGUAAAUCUGAAAACAGUGGAUGAAGAGGUUAUUUUGUGCCGUUCAUGAGAGUGCAAUUGAUCUUCGUGGAAUUGCUAUUAUCAUUUAGGCCAGUUUCAUUUUGAGGCUGGCGGUGCCUUGUUCUGUUGUAGCAGCUUAACUAUCAGGGGUUAUACGUCACCCAUUGGAAAUUGCAAAAAGUUGAAAGCACUUAAAUUUCAUUGAUAAGGGCUCCUUAAAGUAAUGGAUGUUAGUCUCGAAGGUAGGAUUCCUUUGGGUUGGUUGGUAGUAAGUACAAGGUACUAGAGUUGUUUUUCUCUUCCAACCAUUUGUGGAGAUCCCAUCCUCUUCAGGAAAUUGCAGCAGCUUAGAAACCUUCGAAGCUGACAAAUUGCUUCAAGGAUAUGGUCCCAUCCCAUCCGUUGAACUGCUAAGUCAGCUUUCUACUCUUGGUUGAAACAAUUUGAAUUGGAGACUACACCCAAGAUUGGAAAUGUUAGUCUUUGUACUGAAUAGGUCUGUCUGAACACUAACUAGCUCCAAGAUGAAAACCCAAGCAAUUUGGUCAAGUUGUCAUUCAA